AUGGGCACGGGAGAUAGACUGCUGGACAUCCCAUGCAAAGUGUGCGGAGACCGAAGUUCCGGAAAACACUAUGGAAUUUACAGCUGCGAUGGUUGUUCCGGGUUCUUCAAGCGCAGCAUCCACCGUAACAGGGUGUACACGUGCAAGGCGACCGGCGAUCUGAAAGGACGGUGUCCGGUGGACAAAACCCACAGAAACCAGUGCAGGGCAUGCAGGCUCUCCAAGUGUUUCCAAGCCAGCAUGAACAAAGACGCCGUGCAGCACGAGCGAGGCCCUCGCAAACCGAAAAUGCAGUCGAUGCCGGGCAGCGCAAACGCCUCGCACCAUCAUCAAUCGACCAACAUGCUUCAGUCGCACGGACUUCAGCUCCCGCUGCCUGACGGCACCAAGCUCACCCCGUCAGGGACCAGCGGUUCCUUUCAAUUCGCCUCUACUAGUCUCUUCGUCCCUCCACACCAUCCGCUCAAAGUUCUGACGUUUCCACCACCCCAGCCCGUAUCCAGUCCGGGGCAGGGCCACGUGGACGGAUCUGGUAUACCGCCGCCGCUGUUCCACCAUCCCCAUCUGCCCCCGCCACCGGGCUUGCUGCACGUCCUCAUGUCCGCCGAGAAAUGUCAGGAGUUGGUGUGGGGCACGAAAUUGUCGCAGAUAGAGUCGUCUGCCUCGGAAUCGAGUAGCGGCUUGAGUCUGUCUAGUCCAGGACUGCCUAUCGCGCAGCCCAGUCCGACCCUGGCGCCGUUAUCGUUGACACCCACGUGGGAAAUGCUCCAGGAGACCACGGCCCGAUUACUGUUCAUGGCAGUGCGUUGGGUGAGGUGCCUGGCGCCUUUUCAGACGCUGAGCAAACAGGAUCAGCUGCUGCUGCUGCAGGAAUCCUGGAAAGAAUUGUUUCUACUGCAUUUAGCGCAAUGGUCGGUACCGUGGGAUUUAUCGGCCCUUUUAGGCUGUAGCCAAGCUAGAGAGAGGCUUCCCAAUGACGUACACACCGCAACGGAGAUAAAGACCAUACAGGAAAUAAUGUGCCGUUUCCGGCAAAUCUCACCCGACGGUAGCGAGUGCGGCUGCAUGAAGGCCAUCAUCCUUUUCACACCAGAAACGGCCGGCUUGUGCGACGUCCAGCCCGUGGAGAUGCUCCAGGACCAAGCCCAAUGCAUUCUGGGAGAUUACGUGAGGAUGCGGUACCCGAGACAACCUACCAGGUUCGGAAGGCUUCUUUUGCUGGUACCAAGCCUGCGGGCCAUACGGUCGCUGACGGUGGAACUGCUAUUUUUCAAAGAAACCAUAGGUGAAAUACCCAUCACCCAGCUGCUGGGGGACAUGUAUUAUAUGGAAAAGUGUGCUGCCGGACAGUGA
Messenger RNA from Cylas formicarius (sweet potato weevil), 1353 nucleotides. It is a transcript of the gene dsf, whose product is annotated as protein dissatisfaction. Gene Ontology annotation, molecular function: zinc ion binding; RNA polymerase II cis-regulatory region sequence-specific DNA binding; nuclear receptor activity. Gene Ontology annotation, biological process: cell differentiation; regulation of transcription by RNA polymerase II; anatomical structure development. Bases 1 to 1353 code for a protein of 450 amino acids. The record is from RefSeq and is a predicted model, not a curated record. The transcript is spliced from 8 exons. Lineage: Eukaryota; Metazoa; Arthropoda; Insecta; Coleoptera; Brentidae.